Molecule: messenger RNA, 636 nt
Organism: Porites lobata
Lineage: Eukaryota; Metazoa; Cnidaria; Anthozoa; Scleractinia; Poritidae
Source: the annotation of a GenBank genome assembly
AUGAAUGAAAAGGGAACGCAAGUCGCAAUAGGUUCUAAAAAAGUGGUUCAAAGCAGUUGUAGCACACAAACACCAGGCGAAGCCCCGAAAAAAGACCAAGCAACACAAAGUGGACUAGGAAAAGGAAGUUAUGCGCGUGAUGAAAGGAAAGCAGACAGAAAAUGGCGUUACGAUGUCCUGAUCGUUAAACUGCACGAUAAAGAUAGGCUGAUUGAUUGGUUGAUGGAGGAAGGAUUGCUAGCCAAGUCGCGAGUUUGCUCGGUAUGUGGUGAUGACCUUAAACUUGUUUAUUGUGAAGAUCGUUCCGAUGGUUUAAAAUGGGAGUGCAGACGACGCGUCGAUGGCAAAAGACACAAGGUGGAGAUGUCGAUAAGAGCAGGAAGCUGGUUUGCACAGAGCAAAAUGACACUUGAAGAGAUUUUGAAAUACAGUUACUGGUGGACCCAAGAAUUGGAUCAGGCCCAAAUAAGACACGAGCUUGGACUAGCAACACACACAGGAGUAGACUGGGACAGUUUUUGUCGUGAAGUAUGCGAAAUAUCGUUAAUGGAGGAUAGUGAGAGCAUCGGUGGUGAGGGCAAAGUAGUGCAGAUUGAUGAGAGCAAAUUUGGAAAGCGAAAGUAUCAUCGCGGGCAU